Molecule: messenger RNA, 2532 nt
Organism: Mercenaria mercenaria
Lineage: Eukaryota; Metazoa; Mollusca; Bivalvia; Venerida; Veneridae
Exons: 5
Coding region: 434-1036 (200 amino acids)
Source: RefSeq, a predicted model, not a curated record
UGAAGAUAUCGAUGUCAAGAAUAAGAGAAAAUGCUAUUUUAACAGUUCGAUUCGCGUUUGAUAGACAGGCACUAUUUUCUACCGUGAAUAUCAGUUCUUAAAUACACAGACGUAACAAUAUUUGCUAUAAAUCAAAUGUUCUGGAUAUAAAACAAUUUUUUCAUAUCAACCGAGUAGUGUACUGAAGACCAAAGCUAUGUUUCGGUAUUUUCAGAAGGAAUUUCUAAGAAGUCCAUGGAGAGAACCUGGUCCAAGUGAAUGGAAUGAAAGUAUGUAUGACGAAUUACGUAACGAAAUAGGACAAAUAAAUAUCACCAAAGAAGGAUAAAAAGGUGGAAUACUAUUAUGCGGACCAAACCAAUCAGGGAAGUCAUCAUUCGUAAACUCAGUUAUCAGUAUAUGCAAGGGUCGGCCAGCAAACGUUACGACAGCGAUGUUUUCGCAUGAAAGUGUCACUUACAAUUAUUUACGCCUGGCCGCUUGCGGCAGCUUGAAUAACUUCAUAAUAACAGACACUAAGGGCCUUUUGGAACAACAAGGUUGUGGCCUUCAUGUGAAAGAUGUGCUGAACAGCUUACAGGGGAAGAUCAAAAAUGGCUAUAAGUUUGAAAAUGAUCCAAUAAAAGCUGGACACUUCUUUAACGACAACCCUAGCAAAGAGGACGAAUCACAUUGUCUUGUUUUUAUCGUUGCUGUGGAUUUACUUGAAAAAUUCACUGAAAAGUACUUAAACAAAAUAAGAAAAAUUGUGUGUAAGAUGCAGAAACACGGGUAUCCAAUGGUCCUUAUUUUGACGAAAAUGGACCAAUAUUACCCAUACCUUCAAACAGAUAUUACAUACAUGUUCAAAAGUAGCAUUGUACAUGAAGCAGUUCUCAAGGCGUCAUAUAUAUUUGGAAUUCAGGAAAGAGACAUUCAUCCAGCCGUUAACUUUACACAGGAAAUCCGAUUGAAUAAGAUAAAAUGCAUUCCAGUAUUACUUGCUCUCAGACACAUUUUGCAUUACGCCGAAGACAGGAUUCACACACGUAACUAAAUGACAUUUUCGACAAGGAGAAGAAAGUUGACAUGUUGGCCAAAAUCAUGAAAACAUAGCAAAUAUGGCUUAAAUUCACGAAUCCGUGUUCAUAAGUGUCUGUACAAAAACUUUCCAUUCAACUGGUUUCCUCUGCUAAUGAAAAUUACGUCAUACGUAUUUAAGGAAACAUAUUAGACAGACAUUUUCAUAAGCCAUUAAGGCAUUAGAUAUAUCAAUGAUAAAUAUGCUUACUUUCAGUUUCUUGCAUUCAAAUAGACUGUCAGUAAACCAUACUACGAUCAUAUUCUACACGACGGAAAAAAAAGACGAGGAAAUAUUGCUCGGAGAUCGUUGGAGAGUCACAUGUGUGAAAAUGAAUGCUUCAAACCGGUAAUGAAAACAUGCACAGAAAAUGUUAUAAACGUGAUUGUUAGUAAAAGUGUAAAUACAUGUAAAAACGUGUUUCUGUUGUUAGAUUCUAACGCCGCGUUACUUUCAUUAUACGUUUAUUCAUCAGUAUUAGACGUUAAAAUAUAUAUGAUUCAGAAAAUAUGCUGUGCCAUUUUGUUGCUUGGCGGCGCUUACCUGUGGUGAGCUUGUAACUUCUUAAUUUGGAAAACGUCAUUGUUUUUGCUUACACAUUGCGUUUAUCAUUAAGUAACAAAGCAUGUAUUUAAAAUUUGAUUAGUGUAUAGGCUCUUGUAUAUCAAAUUUGUGCAAUUAGUUUUAAAAAUAUUGGUUUAUAUGUAAAACGUACUAUAUAAUUUCGAACCAUCAGUUUGACUGAUUAAAUGUAACAUAAAGAUCUAGGAUCAUUUUAGCAUUUUCAUAAGACUUAUGAAGUCACAUUGAUAUCUAAGUAGCGGUUAACAAACGAAAUAAACCAGUCGAUUGUUAAUGAAUUACAUAAGUAAGGGGAGUAAUGGUGGGAGUAAAUAAAAAUGAACCUCGAAGUAUGUUUAUUGUUUGAAAAACAAAUUUUGAUAUUACAUUAAAUUUGUGUCUAGGUAUUAAACCGUAUGUAUAUAUGUCGAGAGAUCGAACUGUGCGUACUCUUUUAAUUAAUAUGUACUCAGUAUGUUACCACCCUAAUGGCUCAUGAAAUGGGUUAGGAGACAUGAGACAGGGUCUAUGAGUAACAGACCGUGCACAAGUCAUGAAAAAGUGACGUCGAUUAUGGUAACUUUUCAAUGUCGCCCAGUAUAGUUUAAUAAAUUCAGUGCAGAAUGUCAUAUUUCAGUUAAAAUAUAUUUUCUCAAUCGGAAAAUCUAAAAAUCUAGAUAAAAUGAAUGGCCAAAUUGUACAUUAUUCCCACAUAAAUAUGUAUGACUAACAUAGUGUUAAGCCUUUAAGAAUUCAUAUAUCGAUAUGUUACAUUUGUUUGUUUGUUUUCAUAUUUUUUUUAUUUUUUUUUUAUUAUUUUUUUUUUGUAAAAUCGACAUCUGAAAAUUGUUUAUUUUAUAUGUUUUCAUUUUUGUUUUGUGUAUUAGAUAUAAUAAAACAGUUGUAAUGAU